AUGUCAUCUGCUCCACCAAUUGAACCACUGGCUUUGGCACCAAGUCCAGCUCCUUCAGUUAUUGGUGCUCAUGCUAGCACCUGCACCAAUUUCAGCUCCACCGUAAAUGGAACCAUAAGCACCCGCGCCAAUCCCGGCACCUCCACGUAUGUAGCUACCAGCAGCGGCUCCAGUCCCGGCACCUCCACCUGUGUAGCCACCGGCGCCGAAUUCAGCUCCACCGUAAAUGGAAGCACCAACACCUCCGCCAAUCCCGGCAUCUUCGCCUAUGUAGCCACCAGCACCGGCUCCAAUCCCGGCACCUCCGCCUAUGUAGCCACCAGCACCGGCUCCAUUCCCGGCACCUCCACCUAUGUAGCCACCGGAACCGGCUCCAUUCCCGCCACCUCCGCCUAUGUAACCACCAGAACCGGCUCCAUUCCCGCCACCUCCGCCUAUGUAGCCACCAGAACCGGCUCCAUUCCCGCCACCUCCGCCUAUGUAGCCACCAGAACCGGCUCCACUCCCGGCACCUCCGUCUAUGUAGCCACCAGAACCGGCUCCACUCCCGGCACCUCCGUCUAUGUAGCCACCAGAACCGGCUCCACUCCCGGCACCUCCGCCUAUGUAGCCACCAGCACCGGCUCCGCUCCCGGCACCUCCGCCUAUGUAGCCACCAGCACCGGCUCCAUUCCCGGCACCUCCGCCUAUGUAGCCACCAGCACCGGCUCCAUUCCCGGCACCUCUGCCUAUGUAGCCACCAGCACCGGCUCCAUUCCCGCCACCUCCGCCUAUGUAGCCACCAGCACUGGCACCUCCGCCUAUGUAGCCACCAGCACCGGCACCUCCGCCUAUGUAGCCGCCAGCGUCAAUUUCAGCUCCACCGCCAGCACUUGCGCCUUUCCCGGCACCUCCACCUAUCCCGGCACCUCCACCUAUAUAACCACCAGCACUGGCGUCAAUCCCCGCACCUCCACUUAUGUAGCCACUGGCACCAAAUUCAGCUCCAGCGCCAAUGAAACCAUCCGCUUCAGCGCCAAUCCCGGCACCUCCGCCGAUGUAGCCACCGACUGA
Molecule: messenger RNA, 1053 nt
Organism: Helicoverpa zea (corn earworm)
Lineage: Eukaryota; Metazoa; Arthropoda; Insecta; Lepidoptera; Noctuidae
Product: mucin-5AC-like
Exons: 2
Coding region: 1-1053 (350 amino acids)
Source: RefSeq, a predicted model, not a curated record